This is a messenger RNA of Naegleria fowleri, 8724 nucleotides long. RefSeq lists its product as uncharacterized. The coding region runs from base 1 to 8724 and encodes 2907 amino acids. Gene Ontology annotation, molecular function: methyltransferase activity; phosphopantetheine binding; fatty acid synthase activity. NCBI's taxonomy places the organism in Eukaryota, Heterolobosea, Eutetramitea, Acrasida, Naegleriidae. The record is from RefSeq and is a predicted model, not a curated record. The transcript is spliced from 2 exons. Gene Ontology annotation, biological process: methylation; fatty acid biosynthetic process.
AUGAGUCGCAAUCACCUCAACAUGGAUCACACUAAAUGUUGCAAUUCUUUCAUUCACAAUUCCUCAUCUGAUGUUGCAUGCAACAUGAACAAUCAUAAACUCGCAGUCAUUGGCAUGUCAUGUCUCUUUCCUGGACAUGCACACAAUGUUGGUUCUUUUUGGAAUCUUUUGUUGAGUGCAUCUGAAACUUGUACUCCACACUAUCCAUCGAACAGAAUUUCAUCCUCCAAAUUCAAAUCUCAUGCAUACACUGCUGGUCACUUUCUUGAGAAACCAUUGGAUGAAUUUGAUUUUGAAUUUUUCGAAAUUUCAAAAAAGGAAGCUUGUUCCAUGGAUCCUCAACAUCGUUUGUUGCUUCAACAAGUUUAUCAUGCCUUUGAAGAUGCAGGUAUUCCAUGGAAUGAGAUUAAAGGCAGCAAGACUGGUGUUUUUUGCAGUGUCAUGAAUCAGGAUUAUUUGACCAUGAGAGGAUGGCAUGACAUUCAAGACUAUAAUUCCUAUACUUUGAUUAAUACAUCACCUGCCAAUAACUCGGCAAGAAUUUCCUAUCACUUUGAUUUGAGAGGUCCAUCCUUGACUUUGGAUACCAUGUGUUCGGGUUCCUUAGUGGCUUUGAAUUGUGCAGCAGAAAGUUUGAAGAGAGGAGAAUGUGAGAUGGCCAUUGUUGCUGGAGUCAAUUUGAAUUUCAUUCCUCAUGAAUUUGUUGCUCAGAAACUCAUUGGUGCUGCUGCAAAAGAUGGAAGAUGUAAGACCUUCUCUUCUAGGGCCGAUGGCUAUGGAAAGAGUGAGGGAGUAGGUGUUCUUAUUUUGAAGAGAUUUUCAGAGGCUCUUUCAUCCAAUGACAGAAUUCAUGGACUCAUUGUUGGUACUGGAGUGAAUCAUGAUGGAGAUGGUAAAUCAGGAAUUACAAUACCUUCCUUUGAGGGUCAACUCGAAUUGCUGCAAAGCGUGUAUAAGAACAAUGGUAUUGAACCACAUCAAGUCUCCUAUGUGGAGGCUCAUCAGACUGGAACUAAAGUAGGAGAUCCUAUUGAAUGUAAUGUUUUAAAUCAUUUCUUUGGAAAGGCAAGAAAACAACAUGGACUAGACAAAUUACCAAUCGGAUCCGUGAAGAGUAAUAUUGGCCACACAGAAGCAGUGAGCGGAAUUGCAAGUAUUAUCAAGGCUCUCUUGAUGAUGAAGAAUCAAACUUUGGUUCCAACCAUUCAUUGCCAAGACUUGAAUCCAGAAAUUCAAUUCGACCAAAAGCAUUUGCGAGUGGUGAGACAAGUCGAACAACUUCCCAACAACGACCAUUCAAAUCCAAUCAUUAUUGGUAUCAACUCGUUUGGAAUGGGUGGUACCAACGCUCAUGCUAUUUUGCAAAGUUCUGACCAGAAGAAGGACAACCGAACGUUAGGAGAAGAAUCCCUUGUGGACCUUCUCUCUCACAAACAAAGAAUUCUUCCAUUGGCUGCAAAGAGUGAAUACUCGCUAAAGAAGAUGGCUUCUAACCUCUCUAAAUUCCUUCAAGACAAUUCUCAAACAAGUUUGGAUCAACUCUUGUAUCAUUAUUGUGAACGAAAGAGCCAUUUCAGCGAAUUUAGAGCUGCCGUAAUUUUUGAUCACAAAGAUUCUCUCAUUGACAGUUUGUCAAAACUCUCUGAAAAGUUUGAGAAUAGUGACCAAUGUCAAACAGGAAAAACAAACAAACGCGAUGGCCGUUCAGAAAUUUGUCUUGUAUUUUCUGGUCAAGGUCCACAGUGGUACAUGAUGGGUCGACAACUACUCGAGUCAUGCCCAGUGUUUAGAGAGACUGUACUGAGAGUGGAUCAAGAGUUGAAAAAGUAUCAACAAGCUGGAGAGAAUUGGUCCAUCAUGGAUGAAUUAGGUAAUAAGACUGAGAAGGAUUCUCUUAUUUAUUCAACCCAUGUUGCUCAACCUUGCAUUUUCGCACUUCAAAUUGCACUUUAUGAAGUGUUGAAACAAAAUUCUAUUCAUCCAAAAGUCGUUGUUGGACAUUCAGUAGGUGAAGUUGCAGCUGCGUAUGUGUAUGGAUCCAUUACUUUUGAGGAAGCUAUUUAUUUGAUUUAUCAUCGUGCUCGAUUACAACACAAAUGUAAGGACAUUUUGAAGGAAAAGUAUUCCAAGUCAGGUAAAAUGAUGGCAAUUAAUUUAGGAUUGGAGAAAACCAUGACUACUUUAGAGAUUCUCGGUUUUAAUAAUUCAGUUGAAAUUGCCUCUAUUAACAGUGACCACUCAGUGGUCGUUGGUGGAGAUGAACAAACGUUGAAACAACUUCAACAAGAGAUGACUAAAUAUUUCGAGACAGACUCCACCAUUCGUAUAAAUUGCAUCUUUUUGAGAAAUGAAGCUGCAUUUCACACAAGCCAAAUGGAUGAAAUUAAGAAUGAAUUGUUAGAAAUUCUUGACAAAAAGAUGCAACUCAAGGAAAGAGGAACCAAAUCCAAUGAUCAUAUUCAAGCUCUCUUUUCCACUGUUUAUGGUACCAAGGUAUCCCUUCAAGACAUGAGUACUUCACAAUAUUGGUGGCAAAAUGUGAGAGAAAGUGUCAAGUUUUCACAAACCAUGGAAGACAUCUUUGAAAGAUACAAGACGAUGAAAUAUGUGAUUGAAAUUUCUCCUCAUCCAGUGCUAAGCGGAUACAUCAAAGACAUUGCAAGCAAAGUACGUGGAUCCAAUGACACUACUAUUGUGCUUCCAACCUUAAUGAGAAAGAAAGAUGAAGAGGUUUGCAUCAAGCAAUUGUUAGCUUCUCUUUAUGUUCAUGGUUAUGACAUGAAUUGGAGGAAUAUUAACAAGUUUCACUCUUGUGAAUUGAUCGAUUCUCUUCCAAAGUAUCCUUUCCAAUUGCAAUCAUGUUGGUCCGAAUCGUAUGAAUCCUUGAGAUGGAGAAUGUGUCCUCCAAAGUUGGGUAUUUCUCAUCCUUUAUUAGGUUCAAGAAAACACAAUCCAAUCGAAUCGUAUACAGACAUUGUCUAUGAACAAAUCAUUGACAUAUUCUCAAAGCAAGAGCAACAAUAUAUUCAGGAUCAUCGAGUUCAGAACGAAGUGUUUUUCCCAUUUGCAGGUUUUAUUGAAGUUGUUGCUUCUGCUAUUAUGAAUCACUUUGAAUUGAAUUCAAGCACUUCUGUUGAACUCUGCCUGAAAGAUUUCAAAGUCAUUUCUCCAAUGAUUUUGAAGGAAGUGAGAACUCUUCAGGUUCAUAUCAAUACUCAAUCGAAUCAAUUCCGUGUAUUCAGUCGAAGAAAGAUUGAUCUUCAUUCCAUUCCAUUCUCUGAAAUUUCAAAGAAUCCAAAUCAACUCAAUGAAAAGUUGCCAUGUGAUUGGGUAUUGCAUUCCUAUGGAUCAUUCAUCAUCAAGCACAUCCAACAACUUCCACCUGUUCUUGUUCCCAAGACAGAACAUGAAGAAAAGGCUUUAAAACUUUUUGAAACCUUCCGAACCAAAUUGGAUGCAAAAACAAAGACGACGCAUAAGGAAAAUCUCUACCCUCGACUGUCCAAGUUAGGUUUGAAUUAUGGACCACAUUUUCAAGGAUUGGAUGUAUUCUCUCAGGUUGAAAAAGAUGAGACAUGUACCUCCUAUAUGGCUCAAGUCUCAGAACCAUCUAUUCUCUCCGAGACCUAUACAACUGCAUCAUACAAUGUAUGGCAUCCCGCCUUGUUAGAUGCAUGCUUCCAACUUUUAAUUUGUUCCAUGCCUGACGAUACCACGUACUUGCCUGUUUCAACGGAUUGUAUUUUUAUUUAUCCUCAAAAACAACCGAAAGACAAAAAGUAUCACAUGGUCUAUGCAACUGCCUAUUCUGCAAGGGAUUCCCAACGAGAAAAAGAGGACAUGAUCACUUGUGAUUUACAAGUUUUAGGUAUGGGAAAUGAGCCAUUCAUUUCCUUUCAAGGAUUUAAGGCUGCUCCACUUGAGAAGCGAUCGAAAACACUUUCAGAGACAUCUAUGGUUGCCUCGCACUUUGUUGCAUCUCCUGUCAUGAUUCCAUGCCAAUUACCAUCAUUAGAAAGUAUCCAUGAGUUCAUAUCAAUGUUUAACGAUCUGGAUGAGUAUUCCAAAGAACAUGAUGCAAUGAAUAAGCUAGCCAUCAGAAUCUGUGUUCAGUAUUGUCUCUCAGUAUUUAGAGAAAUGUGUGGUGAAGAAUCACGAAUUGAUAUUCAAAUUUUACAUUCUUUGAUCAAGGAAGAUCAUUUGAAGAAAUUGGCAUCACUCACAAUACAAUUUGCUGAAAAUUUCGGAAUGGUGAAAAGAGAUCAUGUUUUUAACACCUUCACGAUUAUUGACCCAAUUUCAGACAAGAAGGAAUUGUUGAGAGAGUUGAAUAAUUUCUCAAGAAAGGAUUUGUAUUUGAAUCUCAUUGAUUUGAUCGAAAACAGUUUGAUUCAUAUGAAGCAACAAUUAACAGGUGAGAUUGAUCCUGUAACAGUUCUUUUCUCAAGAAAGGAAAAGGCUCUCAAUGAUUAUUAUGAUGAAGUUUCACACCAAACCAAGCCAUUCUUUGAUUUUAUUGUUAAAAGUAUUUUGACACACAAAAGUAGCAGUCAAAAGAUGACUCUUAGAAUUUUGGAAUUGGGAGCUGGAUUGGGAGGCACCACCAAACAAAUCUUACCAAUUUUACACUCUCUCAGAGACUUUUUAGAUGUGAAGUAUGUCUUUUCAGAUAUUUCGACCUUAUUCUUGAUGAAAGCAAAAGAAAAGUUUGCCGAGUAUCAAUACUUUAUGGAUUUCAUGGUAUUGAACAUUGAAAAAGCACUUCCUCCUUCCAUUGAAAAGGAAUCCUUUGAUAUCGUUAUUGCUGCUAAUGUUGUUCACGCUACUAAGGAUUUAAGUUGUGUCUUGUCUCUUGUGAAUAGCUUGCUUGUUUCUUAUGGGCAAUUAUUCCUUGUUGAAAGUGAUCCAAAUAGAGCUCAAUUUUUACACUACUUUGUUGGUACCUUAAAGGGAUGGUGGUAUUUUAAAGAUUCGUAUCGAGGUGAAUCAGCUCUCCUUUCUCGUGAUGAAUGGAAACAAGCAUUAUCGGACUGUGGUUUCAAAAACAGUGUUUGUAUGUCCAUUCACUCUGUAAAUUAUAUGGUAGCUCAAAAGGAUGUUUCAAUCAAGAGGAAUUGGCUCUUCUUUACUUCAAAAUCAAAGUUAGAGGAUUCCCUUGCUCAUUCCCUUUCUUUGAAUGGAGUAAAUGUCAUUCAAGUGAGUGCAAGAGUUGAUGCAUCAUUUACUCAUGAUCCAAAGAUGCAAUCCUUCGAGAUUGAUCCAACCAACUUGGAACAUUUCCAUCAAAUCUUUCAUCAAGUACCUUUUAUUUCAGGAAUCAUUUUUGGGUGGCCACUCGGUUUGGCAAGUAAGGAAAACAACUUUUCCUUCAAAGAAGUUUCUGAUUGUGUGGAUGGAUUAUACUCAAUUUGUAAGAACUUGAAAUUCAACGCAACAGGAACUAAAUUAGUAGCUUUGACCUCUGGAGCUUUUGCAUUUGAGAACCAUAUCAAUAUUUCACAAUCGCCAAUCGUUGGAUGUUUGCGUUCUAUUUAUACUGAAAUGUUUAAGAACAAAUUGAAGGUUAUUGACAUUGUCACUGAAGAGAGAUCAGAAUCCUUAGUAGCACGAGAUGUAGCCAAUGACAUUCUCUCUCCACAAUACUCUGACGAUGAAAUUGUUUAUAGUGAUAAUGGAAGAUUUAUUCAUUACUAUUCAGUUGUGGAUACAAACACCAUCACUCACAAAACAACAACUCCAUCGCCCUAUCAAGGUCAUUGGGUGAUUACUGGAGGACUUGGUGGAAUUGGUUUGGCCAUGUGUGAAUGGUUGAUUUCAAAGAUGGGAGUUAAACACAUUGCCUUACUUGCUCGAAGACAACCAAAGACAGACGAACAAUAUGUGUUGGAUAGAAUGCUGUUGAAUCAUCCAAACGCUUCAAUUUCCGUUCAUGUCACAGAUAUUUGUGAUUCUAACGUGUUAUAUGGAACUCUUAAAGAGAUUCAUCAGAAAUGUCCAAUCACAGCCGUUGUUCAUGCUGCUAUGGUGUUGGCAGAUUGUGCAGCAAACAAAAUGACUCGUUCUAAUUAUGAAGCUGCUGCAAAGCCAAAGAUUAUUGGAGCUUUUAAUCUUCACAAAUGCACCAUGGAUCUUGAAUGCAAUUUGUCUGUGUUCUUAAUGCUUAGUUCUUUCAGCUCUCUUGUUGGUGCUUUUGCUCAAAGUAAUUACAACAGUGGAAAUUUGUUUUUAGAAACUUUGUGUAAAUAUAGAAGAAACUGUGGACUUGCUGCUCAAUCCAUUGGUUUGAGUUUAAUCACUGGUGCAGGAUGGGCAACAAAGGCUGAAGUGGAUGAAUACUUUUGGGUUGGAGCAAUGCAUAUUAGUGAUUUACUCGAUCAUGUCGAAGAUUUAAUUGCCAAACAAUCACUUUUACCACCAGCAUUGACAUUCUUUGGAUUUGACAUUCCUGAAGAUACUCUUCAACCUCAUAUUGCAAGAUCGAACAAAAAGUCAACUGACUCAACUCGACCAAUGAAUAAUUCUUCCACAUUGAACAAUUCUACAGAUGAUUGCAUUGGUAACAAAUUGAAAGAAGCAAUUGCUAAAGUUUUUGGUAUCUCUGCUAAUGAUCUUUUAUUGGACAAACCAUUGGUGGACUUUGGUUUGGAUUCAUUGAUGGCUGUUGAAAUUAGAAAUUGGUUAUCUCGUGAAUUUAACAUGAAUGUUACUGUUUCGACAUUACUCUCUGGUGUCUCAACCUCUACUUUGAUGGAUAUUAUUGCCAAUUCUCACAAUUCUCAGGUAUCAGGAAGUAGCUCUCAAAAUCCGAGUGACAACAAUAACAACAAUAGAAACAAUGAGCUUUCCAACACAAUUGUGCACAAUGAAGAAUUACUUGAAUGCAUUCAAGAUCAUGUAGAAAAGAAGGUUUUAAUUUGCUUCCCAGCAUUAGGUAGUUCAACAGAAGAUUUGAAAGAGUUAUCAACGAUGGUCACUAAUCACUCCAUUUAUGUCGUUCAUUUGAACUUUUCAAAGAACAAAUCAGACUGGACUUUACAUUUCUUUGAAUUGUGGGCACAAGUUGAAAGACUCUUCAAAUUCGAACAACAAGUGACAGUGUAUGGUCACAGUAUGGGAGCGUUGGUGGCUUUGGAGUUCACACGAUUUAUUCAAUCCAAUUUCAAUACCAAACCAAUGCAUCUGAUUGUGAGUGCCAAUACUCCAAAUAAUGCUUUGCACUCCAAUGCCUAUAAGAGAUGGAAAGAAAAUGGCGAUGAAACAAUUAUCUAUGCAAUCACGGAUUAUGAGUUAUUCCCAACGAUUACUGCAAAUAUAAACGAUGUGGAACAAAAGGCAUCAAAGAUUAGAGAUUUACUUCAAAUUCCUACUUUUAGAAAUCAAUUCGAUUUCUUAUUGUUGUACCACAGCUUUGAGGAUGACAUGUUUGGAAAGUAUCAAGUCGAGUGCCCAAUUACUGUGUUUAGAGGUCAGCAUGACAAGCUUGUGACUGAAAAGACAAUUCAUAAUUGGGACAAGUUUGCUGCAAGUUCAAUCAGAAAGAUCACACUCGAAGGUGUUCAUCACAAUCUCACUUCUCAAUACCUUAAAGAAGUCUCAAAGGCAAUCAUUCUCUUGAAAGAAGUUGAAUGUGCAACCGCAACAACAUUGAACUCACAAAUCACUCAACUCUCAACUUGUAUUGAUCCUGCUCUUUGUGACAACAAUGAAUGGAUGGUGACCUUGAUUGAAUCUUUAACUCCAUUAGAACAAACCUUGUUCAUCCCAUUCGUUGCAAGAGGUUUGGAAUCACAACAUGAUGAUGGAGUUAUUUUUGAUCGUGUAGCUUUGGACAUUCUUUCAAAACUUCCUCAUGAAUGGCAACAACGAACAUCCACUGAUGGAAUGACAAGAGCAAAUAUUGUGGGAAGAACUCUUGUAUUCGAUCGAAAAGUGCUCGACAUUGUUCAUCGAAGAAGAAAAUCAAACAAGAUCAUGAUGGUGGUCAAUCUGGGUUGUGGACUUUGUUCUCGCUAUGAAAGAUUAUUCGACAGAGUCAAUGAUGGCGUUUACUGGAUUGAUGUCGAUUUGAAAAAUGUUAUUGAGUUGAGGGAGAAAGUAAUUAGAACAGCACCUCAAAAUCUUCACUAUAGAACAAUGUCAGGUUCAAUACUGGAAAAGUCUACCUAUCGAGAACUUGUAGAAAUUAGAAAACAGUUACAGGAUGGACAGAAUGAAAUUCCAGUCCUUGUCAUUGCAGAGGGUUUAUUCCUUUACUUUGAUCAUGAUCAACUUGUGAAAAUAUUUGAAAUGAUUGAGAAUGCACUUCCUCUAUGUGAUGUCUUAUUCGAAAUGUCAGGUCUUGUGCCUUACUUGAUGACACCAAAAUCUGUAAAGUCUGUCAAUAAGGGUGGACCAUUUAAAUCAUUUGUCAUUGAUGCCAACACGAGUGUGAGAUCUCUUCACAAGAAAGCAAAAUUGAUUUCUGAACACUACCAAAUCGAAGAGAGACAACAGUUAGGUGGUGUCAAUAUAACUCGAUAUCCCUUUGUACCACCAAGCUGGAUUCCAUUUGCUGGAUUAUUGGCAAGUAGUAUGAGAGUAUUACAUAUUCAAUUCCAACCUCAUGAGAGUAUACAACACUCCCAGUUGCUUCCAUACAGUACUAUCAUGCAUGUGUUCAUUCACAUAAUAAUGGUAUUUGUGUUCAUCGUUCUUGCUUUAAAACUAGUCAUGGGAUUGCAAUAA